AUGAGCCAAUUGAGUCUAGCAAAUGAAUUCGAAGAGCUUGAUUGUACUCAAGACCACCAAUUUCCACGAUCCGUUGAGGCCAGCCAUGAAGUUUCGACGAGUAGAAAAAGAAGUAGCAAGAGACAAAGAAGUUCGAGUUAUCAGCGAACUGAACAAUCUGUGGAAACAAUAGACCUGACAAUGGACGAAUCAAGCUCAAGUGAUAGCGGCACCGCCACUCCAGUAGAAGUUGCCACCCCGGAGGAACGAACAUCUCCCGAAGAGCCAAAAUUGAUCAAGAAAAUGAUUGAUUUCGUCGACUCCAAAGCAUGGCUCGAAGAUGUGUCAGCGCCAGUCGCGAAAAAAACCGAGGCGGAAAAAGAAUGGGUCAUCGAAGCAAUCGUGAACCAUCGCUACGUAGAAAAUGAAAUAAAAUAUCUGAUCAAAUGGAAAAACUGGCCCAGCAGUUCGAAUAGCUGGGAGCCGCUUGAGCACAUGAACUGCAACAUAAUGAUUGAAGAGUAUCAUCAGAAACACCGAGCAAAAGCAGAAGAGUUCAAUAAACACUUCUCCCGUCGGCAAGAAGACACUGGAUUUGGCCGGAACAUGAAACCAGAACGCAUUCUUGGGUUUUCCGAUGAAUACGCUGACUUGACGAUUCUGAUUAAAUGGAAGCCCAACAAAAAUCAGAAACAGGCGAAUGAAAAUGAUGAUGAAUCGGCUCAACGCUUGAACAAAGAAGAAUUGAAAGAUCCGCUAAUUAUUGGAUGCAUAAGGAAAGAUUAUGAGAACUACUUUGUGCUGAAAAAAAAGUACGACACUUCAAGCGACCGAUUCCUCGUAAGGACUACUGACGCUUACCAAUUGUACAAGAAAGCUGUCUUCGUCUAUUUCGAACGAAACCUAGUGCGAGACUGGCCAGAAGUUCCCAAAGAAGAGGAGUAG
Molecule: messenger RNA, 924 nt
Organism: Oikopleura dioica
Lineage: Eukaryota; Metazoa; Chordata; Appendicularia; Copelata; Oikopleuridae
Source: the annotation of a GenBank genome assembly